AUGGGGUUCAAGACUUGCGGCCCGAACAAGGCCAUCGUUAAGACCGGUCUCGGCCUGUCCGAGCCGAAAAUCAUCCAUGGAGGCUACUGCUUUGUGUGGCCCUGCAUCCAGGAGAUCAGCCUCCUGGACCUGCGCCUCAUGACUUUGGAGAUCACCUCGCCCCUGGUGUACACCAAGCAGGGUGUGCCGAUUUCGGUGAACUCCAUUGCCCAGGUCAAGAUCGACAGCAAGCCCGAGUCGCUGAAGCUCGCGGCCCGGAACUUCCUCGGCAAGACCCUGCGCGAAAUCGGCACCGCGGCCGACCACACGCUGGAGGGCCACCAGCGCGCCAUCGUCGGUACCCUUUCUGUGGAGGAGGUUUUCCAGAACCGUGAGAGCUUCGCCUCCGAGGUGUCCCGGGUCGCCGCGCAGGACCUCGAGGAGAUGGGCCCGGCGCUCGGGCGCGCAUGCGCGUAA
This is a messenger RNA of Fonticula alba, 456 nucleotides long. Its product is annotated as flotillin. Gene Ontology annotation, biological process: regulation of receptor internalization; protein kinase C signaling; protein localization to plasma membrane. The record is from RefSeq and is a predicted model, not a curated record. Gene Ontology annotation, cellular component: plasma membrane. NCBI's taxonomy places the organism in Eukaryota, Rotosphaerida, Fonticulaceae. The transcript has 5 exons. The coding region runs from base 1 to 456 and encodes 151 amino acids.